AUGCAGCUGCCUCACUACAUUGUUUGUGUAAGAAAACCAGCUUUACCCAAGAGUGCCUUCUCCAGGGGCGUGCCUUGCCGUGACUGUGAGAACUGUCUGUCCUGUUCUUUCUAUGUGGAGAUGUCCCAGUUGACUGUCACCCCGGCAUCGAAGGAACACACCCUGGGGCAGCUCUGCUUUGAACGUUGCUGUCCAUUUAAUAAACAGCCCUUCUCUUCUGACCAGCGCCUUCACCUUCCAACACCAGGAACAGCAAGCAGCAGGACUGAGUAUAAACACUUGGAAGACAAAGGCCAAGAUGCUGAGUUGUCAGGGACACUUUCACUUGUAUUGACACAGUGCUGUAAAAGGAUAAAGGAUACUGUUCAAAAAUUGGCCUCAGACCACAAAGACAUCCACAGCAGUGUUUCUCGGGUUGGAAAAGCCAUUGAUAAGAAUUUUGACUCUGACAUUAGCAGUGUGGGAAUCGAUGGCUGCUGGCAGGCAGACAGCCAACGGCUUCUCAAUGAGGUGAUGGUGGAGCACUUCUUUCGACAAGGAAUGCUGGAUGUAGCUGAGGAGCUCUGCCAGGAAUCUGGUCUUUCUGUAGACCCCAGUCAGAAAGAACCAUUUGUGGAGUUAAAUCGAAUAUUAGAAGCAUUAAAAGUCAGAGUUCUGCGACCUGCUCUGGAGUGGGCAGUAUCAAAUCGAGAAAUGCUUAUAGCCCAAAACAGCUCCUUGGAAUUUAAGCUACAUAGACUGUAUUUUAUUAGCUUGUUAAUGGGUGGAACUACAAAUCAGCGAGAGGCAUUGCAAUAUGCUAAAAAUUUUCAGCCAUUUGCCCUAAAUCAUCAAAAAGACAUUCAGGUUUUGAUGGGCAGCCUCGUGUACCUGAGACAAGGAAUUGAGAACUCACCAUAUGUCCACCUGCUUGAUGCGAAUCAGUGGGCUGACAUCUGUGACAUCUUUACGCGGGAUGCCUGUGCCCUCCUGGGGCUCUCCGUGGAGUCCCCUCUCAGUGUCAGUUUCUCAGCAGGUUGCGUGGCGCUGCCAGCUUUAAUUAACAUUAAAGCUGUGAUUGAGCAGAGGCAGUGCACUGGAGUUUGGAACCAGAAAGAUGAAUUGCCCAUUGAAGUGGACCUCGGUAAAAAGUGCUGGUAUCACUCCAUAUUCGCCUGUCCCAUUCUUCGUCAGCAAACAACAGAUAGCAACCCACCCAUGAAAUUGGUCUGUGGUCAUAUCAUAUCAAGAGAUGCCCUGAAUAAAAUGUUUAAUGGUAGCAAAUUAAAGUGUCCAUAUUGUCCAAUGGAACAAAGUCCAGGAGAUGCCAAACAGAUAUUUUUCUGAAGAAAUAAUUUUAAUUUGCAGUUUGUAAGUGAAACUGAAUUGUGGGUGCAUUUCAGAAGAGAAUGUUCCAUUUAAUGCAGCUACCCAAGGACUCCCGUGUUUAUAUAAGCUAAUGCUCCAAAAACUUUGCCAACAUUUUAGUGCACACACACCGAGGGAGUGUUCCAGACGAAUAUUAUCAUAGGGCUUUAUUAUAUUCUUGGUCUUUAUUUCCGAUCAAGUAACUACACCAGCAGUUGUCAUUCAAUGCAGGUUUUUGUACUUAAUUAUAUGGUGAUUUUUUUACUUUUUAAGAGCAGAAACAGAAAUUGACCUCCCCACCAUGUGAUUAGUAUUUUUCCUGCUUUUACUUUUGUCAUUUUCUUGAUAAUUGUAAGCUUUGGGAAUGUUUGUGAAGAAGUUUUAUUUCCUGUUAUGUGUACAUAAUUAAAUGAAAAUUCUUCAGAAAAAGUUUGGAAAACUGAAUUGUGGCUAUAAAACUAAUUUGCUUUUUUUUUUUUUUUUUUUUGCCUAAGGAAGAAAGCUGUGAUAGAUUUCAAGUUUGCUUUUUGAUCUUUUUCUCUGCUCCUGUUCUCACUGAAAAGUCAGCAGACCUGCAUUUGAGUUCUGCUGGUAGCCUGGCUGCCUGUUUUUAAAAUCCCAUCAUGAAUUUAGCAGGUUGAUGUGAGAAGUCUUCCGCUAGAAUAGAGUGGAAGGAGCACUAUUGUUUCUAUGCUUUUAUUGCCAAGAGGUGCUUGUUUUAAAAGUGUGUUCAAUAAAAUGAAAUUCUGAAGUUAGAAGUGUUAAGUUGAUAUUUGCUCCCUUGGUCUUAGUAGCCCUGUGCUCUGAAAUUUGCCUUCAGGACUUGGCUGUCCAUUGCAUUUGUAUACCAUGCAGACACAGUAUUGUGUGUGUGUAGAUGUGCACCAGCAUCAAACAUUGUGCAUCUGGAAGGGGAGAAGCAUGUUCCAGUCCUAAAAUGCAGCCACCAGAGUCAUUACUUUAAAUCCUUAAAGUUAGAAUCUAGCGAAUUUUCUGUAGUGCAGAAUAUGUUUAUUGCUGUUUUUGUAUUUGAAUAGUAUACUGUUCAAUGCCUCUCCUGCAGCGUGUAUCAUCUCAUUGACUGUGAACCUGUAUAUUAUUCUAAUGGAUACACAAUGACCUUUUCUCUUGUGUGGUAUCUUCAUUUAAUGCACUUUCCAGAAAUAGCCAUGUGUAAGAGUCUUUCUCUGUAUGAUGAACUACAUGGAAAAGACUUCCGAGGACAUAAUUCUGACAAACCUGUUAUGUUACUUCAUUAUAAGAAGAAUGGUAUAUGGAUAUCACCAAAUAUUUUGCAACUUUAUUUCAUCUGACAUGGAACUGAACAUCAGUAUAGGAAAACUUUCAUGAGAAAACGAAAAAAGAAGAAAACAAGCAAAGAGAACCAUGACACUUCACUUUUUAAACUACAGAUUGACUUAGGUUGGGGAGAAGGGGGAAUGGAUUUGGUGCUAAGUUAAUUGGAAGGUGGCAGCACUUGCAGUAAUACACCAGCCUGGCUGGUUUGUCCUGAAGUGUGUACCUUGGGGAGUUGGGUUUUGUUUAUAAAGUUGGGGUAUUACAGAGAGCCCUGCCUGACUGGCGUGUGUGGCCAGGCGUAGGUGGAGGGCUACUGUGAGCUGUGUAGAUGAGCCAGGAAUCGUGCUUAGCCUGCUCAGAGUGCUUGCUUUGUUCGACCCGAAACGUAUCCCCACAGCAACUCUUGCGCAGUGUUUCUGCUUUCCUGUUACAACCCUCUCUAAAGUUCCCUUCUCUCCACUCUCGCAGUGAAGGAGGAAAGUGGGGAGAAGCUCCUUGGACUCCAAAAGAAGGUAGAAAAUUCAAGGCAGUACUCUGGUUGAGGACGUAAAACUGGUUUAUUUUUUCUUUUGACUUAAAACCCAGAGUGUCUUUUUUUUUUAGCUUUUCUAAGCCAGAUUUAGCUUUAUUCUCACCUACCAUCUCAGACACCUACACGGCAUUUAGGCUUCACACAAGGCUUCACACAAGAUUUGAACAGUACAGACACAUUGCUUUAGAGGCUGGUGGUAAAUAUUUUUGGCAGCCAGGGACUCAGUUGUCUCAGGCCACUUUCGGGGACAAAAGCCAGAGCUCUGCUUUGUCCCUCUCCCAGUAUUGGGAAUCCUGUUGACAGUUUCCGUGCAAGGUCCUUGUAGUCCUACUGGACAGGGUUAGGGCCAAAAAUUUGAAACUCUUGAUCUGAUUAUUUAACAUGAAAAUUAUGUUUUGUGAUCCUUAACUAAAUGCAUGGACUUAAAAUUUACUGGUGAUUAAAUGUGAAGGAGAGGUGGCCUUGAAGAGGCCAGAUCUUAACCAAAGAUACUGAAAUACAGUACACGGUCCUUCCUACUCCAGUAACACCUUCACCAGAGCUGGCCGCACCAUGUCACCGGGGCUGCGGAGGUCAGCGGUGCUGGAGGACGCCCUUCGCCACACUCUGCCUUCCACUUGCAAAAGGUCACGAUAAAACCAAGGUUUCUUACAGUCAGACUCUUUAAAAUAAUGUACAUUGAAAACCAAUUCAGAGUGGUUGUUUAAAUUCCUGUAGGAGCCAUUUCCAUUUAUCAGUCAUGGACUAUACUAAACCAAUAAAACCUUACUAGGUCCUUAGAUUCUGCUUCAGCCAGAGCAUCUGUGCUUCCCAGUCUGAAGCACAGUGGCUGAAGUUGUCUUUCAGUCUUCUUUCUCGGUGGUGUGAUCAUCACAGAUGCCAUUUCUGUUGUUUUAAUGGUGAUAAUGUGAGACUUCUAAUACAUAAAUGAACGGGUAUUGGUGCCUCUUGAUUUUAAAAUUUUGAGAAAAGAGCCACCUCACAUUCAUAGGAUGUGUGAGUAUUUUAUGAGUGCAUGAGCAUUUAAUUGAAAAUAAGAAAAUUAUGAAGUCAACCUUUUGUUUUGAUUUUUCUGAAGCAGCUUUGUACACAGAGACACUAAGACCCACACCAGGUUUGUGGGGAACGAGGAUCCUUUUUUGUCUCCAGGGAGUCCCACAGGUUAUGCCGUUGGCGUUCAGUAUUCUCUAUGCUGUGAGUUAUUUCCACCUCAGUGACUUCCGCUUUGGGAUGGGAGAGACUACAGAAACCAAGAACUCUUGGUUACCUGCACACGGCAAGCUGCUGGUAGGCGUUAGCCCUCUGGUUUUCCAGCUCAACCUCUGACCGAGUGGACUGCCAGCCAAGCUGGUCAGCUAUCUUAGUCAGAAGACUCAGGUUAUUUUCAGGGAAGACGUGGAGGCAUGAUUUGGUUAAAUUCAUCACUAGGAUGUGUAAGGUAAAGACACAAACCAAAUAUCUCUCAUUACUUAACUACAUACAUUCUCUUUGGUAACACUAGAAUGCUGCGGUCGUGAGGGAGUGUUAGCAAGGAUACUCACCUCGGUACUUCAUAAGCCUGGCCAGCUGCGGGGGUUUUAUGGGGUACAAUAGUGUUUGCCAUAAGCAGGUACAAACUUCAUGGACUGUUUAUUGAACUAUAAUUGAGUAGAUACCAAAAAUAGAAUGACAAAUGUAUUUUAAUAGCAGAUGAGGCAACUAGUUGUAGGCGAGUUUUCCACUGUUGAUUUUACUUCUACACACAGGGAGAGAAAACGAAGUUCUGUUUUCAGGACAUUUCCCUCUACACAGUUUUAACCGCAGUGAGCGUAUGCUUCAUUUACUUCCAAAGAGGCAAAAGCAGCUGGAAUUGACUCAAUAGCACACGCUUUGUUUCAUGAUAUGGGUGAGGACCUAUUCUUAUUUUAGCAGUCACGUAACAUUCUCCAACGAGGCAGAUGUGGGGUUCACUAGGAUUUAGUGCCUGAUCUUUUCUUUUGGGAAGGGGUGGGAGUGAAUGUAUUGGGGAUGGGAGGGAAGCAGGAGAAAAAAAAUGGGAGUGUGAGUGAGUGUGCAUGUCUCUGAAAUUCACCAUGACCCCCACCUGUGUCUAGCAAGGAGCAGGUAUUUAAUGUAUUUUGCUCAUGACUGCAGUGUGCAUGUUCCCCCCUCUGUGUUCUCUAACUUACACUAAAAGGACUCAUCAAAUCAUCUUGUUCAGAUGGCUCAGGAUUGUAUUUCUUUUGCUUACCCUGUGCUCUUGGGUUCUAUAGUAUUUCUAUAAUUAUGUAACAAGAAUAGUGUUGCACUGUAAUCUAUUAUAUAGAGCUAUAUGUAUGGAAAAUUUUGAUCAGUUUUUUAAGCAAUGUAUCCUGUUUGCAAAGGCACAAUAAAGUUGCAUAUUAUAGACAAUAGGCAAUAAAGCUAAAAAUAAACCUUAUUUAACACAAACCAUA
Molecule: messenger RNA, 5613 nt
Organism: Myotis brandtii (Brandt's bat)
Lineage: Eukaryota; Metazoa; Chordata; Mammalia; Chiroptera; Vespertilionidae
Gene: RMND5A
Product: required for meiotic nuclear division 5 homolog A
Exons: 10
Coding region: 1-1326 (441 amino acids)
Biological process (GO): proteasome-mediated ubiquitin-dependent protein catabolic process
Cellular component (GO): nucleus; cytoplasm; GID complex
Molecular function (GO): protein binding; ubiquitin protein ligase activity
Source: RefSeq, a predicted model, not a curated record